Messenger RNA from Trichoplusia ni (cabbage looper), 3697 nucleotides. RefSeq names its product lachesin-like. The transcript has 9 exons. The record is from RefSeq and is a predicted model, not a curated record. Lineage: Eukaryota; Metazoa; Arthropoda; Insecta; Lepidoptera; Noctuidae. The coding region runs from base 1995 to 3224 and encodes 409 amino acids. Gene Ontology annotation, cellular component: neuron projection.
CGGAGAUUAUUUGCAACGUUCAAGUGAUCGCAUGCACGUGAAAUCGGCUCUUAAUAGUACCUGGGAAGUACAGCACUCCAGAUUAAAAUCUCAAGACGCAGUUGGGCAUAUCUGUAAAGUUACAGCAGUUUGAACAAAGGAAUAGGGAGAUGCCGCCGGCUAUGUGAUUCGGCAAGGUGCAUAGGAGCUCGCUGGCUGUAUGCAUAAAAUUGAAGUUCUUGUCACAUUUUAAAAGGUAUUGGGUUCGAUCGCAUGGAUUUUUCUAGACUAGAUGUGCCAGCAAAGUGAACGCAACUGACGUAACGAAGGAUUAUUAUUUUCUGCUUUUCAACAAUAUUAACGUAGGUACGCAAGGAACAGUGACUUUUUUAUUUUGAUGUUUCCUUUAGUAAUAAAAAUAUCGUAACUAAACCUAAAACGUGUAUUUUUCCAAGACACUCCAAAAAAACCCUGUCAUACAAUAAUAGCGUUCUGAUAAAAUGGCUAUUUUUCUUAGACAGUUUUGUAUCUAUACGUCUGAUUUCAGUCUCUACAUUUUCAAUUCCUGAAUAAAAGAGUUCUACCCCGUUUCUAUCCCCUGAUUGGGCUUCACAUUCGGUUUAAUUCAUCAUUCGUAGCUCAUCGUGUCGGUAUUGUUCGUGAGUUUGGGCACUUCGGAACAAACUUCUACGCUCAAGUGUUUGCGUUCCUGGCUCUUUAGUAAAUUGUUAUUCAUAGCUUUGUAUAAACGCCGCCCGCUUGGAAAGAGUACUUCACUCAUACACUUACGCUCUUAUCUCUCAGUUGAUAUCAUCCGCAGUUGUAAGGAAAUUAUUUUUCCAAGUCCUUUGUUUCCUUUGUGACUAGUUGAAGAUUAUAAGUUUGUGUACAAUGCCUUACUACGAGAAUGAUGUUUUAGGUUUACUUAAAACUAGAGUGCUCUAUAUUUUUGAAAACUGAAAUAAAAUUAUGGUCUUUGGAUAAUGUAAUUUUCUCCACAUUGCAUUAUUAUUUAUUAAAAAUUAUUUUAUGCUGCUUUAUUAUUCGAUGCUUGGAUAUCCAUAAAUACGUAUAGGUACACGUCAUGAUAUAUACUGCGUAAAUGUAACAAAAUAAACACCUGAUCUUAAAAUUUAAUUCAUAUUUUAUUUAUAAGUUGCUCUGUUCCUAUUAAGGCGCCGACUUUAUUGCUCGUAAAACACCCUCGAGUUCAGCCUGGCAAAAAAUAAACAAAAAAUGUUAGUACCUCAAGUAAAAUAUAACUUAGUUACCAAACAAUAUGAUUAAAUAUAAAAAAGUCCGAAAGAUAUGCGUGAUUCAGAACAGUAUCCUUAGACACUCAAACUAAAACUUAAAGAAAAAUAAGGACGGCUAUAGUUUUCGUAGUUUCACGAUAAGAUUGAUAACGGACAUGCGCAACUCUGCCUCAGUGCUGUCUUUGAAUGAACUCGACAGUUUUAAAACAUACAAAACACGACCUUAUACCACCUUAUUAUGUUACAUAUUCCGUUUGUUCACCUGUAAUUGUGUGCACAAACGCAUUGGCAUGUUACCACGAAGAUGCGUCUUAAACGGCCACCCGCACACGUUUACUAUGACUGCACACAACAGUAUCUCAACGAUUCCAACUAAGUUGUCGUGUAUGUGUGUACGAACAUUUCUGUGUGUAUAUAAAUUUUCGUUAAAGCAAGAUAGGGCAAAAGAGGAAAAGCGUUGGUAGUAAAAGCGAGCGAAACGCGGCCGGGUGGCCGGUGACAGUUGUCAGUAUGUUCUGGAGCUCGGUGAGGGAUGGUAGUCUCGGGGGAGCUCGGUUUUGGCGCUAAACACUUCGAUUUCCCGCGCUUUGCCCACGUGGACCGCGCUAACUAUUAACUUUAUAAUGAUUUAUUGUUAUCGGACGAUUUGUAAAGUUAACGGAGCGUUGUGUUGUCGACAUGAAGUCGUGUAGUUUAAUGAACAAAGUAACUUGGAACUCAUGAUUGUGUCGUGCUAUAUUAGUCAUUAUCUUCGAUUGUAUGAGAAAACUGAUCAACAACGGACACAUGUUUCCGCCGACGUCCACCAAAGCGGCCUGGUGGCUGGCCACGUUCUUCAGUGUAUUUGUGACUGGUGAAAUGCCGAUCCAGGCCGAGCUGGAACCUGAGUUUCUUCAGGCUCUAGAGAACCACACAGUGACACAAGGCAGGGACGUACACUUUACUUGUGUUGUCAACCAUUUAUCUAAUUAUAGGGUGGCGUGGAUCAAGUCAGACUCGAAGGCGAUUCUGGCGAUACACACAAAUAUGGUGGCACUGAACCCUCGUCUUAGCGUUACAUAUAAUAACCACAACACGUGGAAGCUACAUGUCAGCAACGUCCAGGCGAACGAUUCUGGCACCUACAUGUGCCAAGUAAACACAGACCCUAUGAAGAGUCAGAUGGGUCAUUUAUCCGUGGUGAUCCCUCCGGACAUAGUGGACACCGUGACGGAGGGCAGCUCGGCGCAGGAGGGCGGCAGCAUAAGAUUGACGUGCACCGCAACUGGGGUGCCGCCACCGACCGUGCAAUGGCGGCGAGAACACAACCGACCUAUAGUGUUUAGACACGACGGCGGUCGGGAGCGGAAAGUUGUGGACAUCCACAGAGGCGAGACGCUGGAGCUGGCACACGUUCAGAGGACGGACAUGGGGGCCUACUACUGCAUCGCAAGCAAUGGUGUCCCACCUACAGUCAGUCGACGGUACCACGUCGAGGUUCACUUCAUUCCACAAGUGAAGGUCACCAAUCAGCUGGUCGGGGCUCCACUCGGCAGUGACGUAGAGCUUCAGUGCUGUAUCGAAGCCUCUCCCAAAGCCAUGAACUCCUGGUACAGGGAAGACGGGAACUCGCUAUUAAGCGACAAAUUGACUGAGAACCCGAAGCUUCGUGUAUCAGAAACUAUAAUGAACGAGUACUCGUUGUGGAUAAACUUGACGAUAAAGUCUCUAGCGCCAGCGGACUAUGGAACUUAUGUGUGCGCCUCUGUCAAUGCGCUAGGAAAGAUGGAGAGCCAAGUCAGUUUGCAUAGACUAGAGCUAAGCAUGAACGGCUUUGGUGCCGAAGAGCCGAUGGUAUCUGGCGCGGCGUGGCAGCGCGCGCGCAACUCUCCAUCACACCGAAUGCGCCCCGCGGCGUCGCACGCGCACCAAUACUUCCUCACGCAACAUCUACCGCCGCAGAUCUACGCUUUACUACUCUCCGUGCUGAGAUAUAUACAUUCUUUUUAAUUGUUUGUGUUAAUGUAUAUGCCGUUCCUGUAUAUAGAAUUUGGUGAUGUUAGAAGUCUGAUUAAAAGCAGUUAUGUUUAGUUAUAAAAUUGUUCUUAAAUGUGAAAAAGAAAUGGUUAAAAUUACACAAGGAUUUCUGAAAACGAAGACCUAUUAUAAAAAUGUCCUUACUCAAUCAGGCUUACCAUCAUGCAUUUAAUCAGUCUUCUGAAAUUAUUAAAAAUGUUAAAUUUCAUAAACUUUAAGCGAUAAAGAAUACUAAAUAAAAAGGGGGUGUAAGAGAAGACGAUAAAUAUCAUUUAUUUAAUGAACUGAUAUUACGUAGAGCUAUGUCCAACUAUGGCUGAUAUAGACUGAUAUGAUGAACAUUCAGGACUAAAACAAAUGAAUCACAAUCGUAAAAAUUACAUUGUCAACCUAUUAAAAUUGAUGUGAAAAUAAUAAAAUAGAAGUCAAAUAACAGUAGAUUUCAA